Molecule: messenger RNA, 3975 nt
Organism: Sapajus apella (tufted capuchin)
Lineage: Eukaryota; Metazoa; Chordata; Mammalia; Primates; Cebidae
Gene: CARS1
Product: cysteinyl-tRNA synthetase 1
Exons: 22
Coding region: 1756-3975 (739 amino acids)
Biological process (GO): cysteinyl-tRNA aminoacylation
Cellular component (GO): cytoplasm
Molecular function (GO): cysteine-tRNA ligase activity; ATP binding
Source: RefSeq, a predicted model, not a curated record
AUCCGAGGGACAGAGGGUGCCCAGCUCCGAGGGACGGCCACUGGUGGACCCUGUGUGAAGGGCUACAAGACUCGUGGCUGGAGCACAGACCCCACGGGCACCCGAGCCGGACAGGGCGCUGCCAAUACCACCUUGCCUCAGUUUCCUCACUUGGUUCCUGCCGAGGACCCCUUGUAUCCCCACACCAGGAGGUGGCCCUACAUCCAACAGCCUCUCCUCAGCCGGUGCCUGGGUGGGCCCUUGCUCCACCUUGUCCCACCUGGACUUUGCGGGAGAUACAAAGGCGCAAGAGUUGUUUUGGUUUUCUGCCCAGACCUGGCAGCAUCCGGGAGGUGGGCGGAGGGCACCUGAGGUUGGUACUUAGGGAAAUGGGGCAGAGGACGCCAGGGGUACGUUUACACACAGUAAAAGGGCUUGGGGCUUUAUGAAGGCUUUCAUCUCCAGUUCCGCAGCAGUCCGCUGCAAGCUGAUUGUCAGAGCAUUAUUGCCCCACUUUAUUGCCAACCCUGGAGGUCCCCCGGGGACACAACUGGGUCAGCUCCCCCAGUCACUCAUGUCACCAGCAGGUAGACCUCGAGAGACCACAGGGUCUCUCACUGUCCCUCCAGCAAGAUUUUAGGUGCUGGAAAGGCAAGAGCCUGAAUCAGAAAGCCCAGAUUCCUGACAGUCUGGAGCAGGUUUUCCAAAGGAAACAUUCUCAGUAUCCAGUUUUUAAUUCUCUUGGCUGGCAAAAAUUAGAUGCAAGUUCUUCUAAGACACCACCAGCACCUACCUACCCCCAGUUUAGAUCGUGCCAAGAUUUCCUUGGCAUUUGGUGGUGCCCUUUGCCUCUGAGGGUUCACUGGGUUAUAGAUAGGUAGGUCAUCUGAUGACAUGGGUACACCCGGAUGACAGGGCUACACUCUUGUGCCUCGUGGCAGGAGGUAGUCACCUUCCGGGCACGCCACCUUCCACCCUACCUGUGUGCCUGGAUUCCAGCACCAUCUCCACCCACCCCAGAGCCAGGCAGCCCUCAGAAGUCACCCAGAUUCCUGUAAAACAGCGUCGUGGUUAAUAGCCUCAGCUCUGUCCCUUCCACACAGGAAACCAUGGGUAAUGGCUCCUACCUUGGAGGAUGUAGCGUGAAUGAGUUAAUAAAUGAGAAGGACUUAGAAUACUGCCUGGCACUAAAUAAGUGCUCUGUCCAUGUUGAAAAUUAGAGCCUGUUCGUUUUUUAAAAUAAAAAUGUGAUUUUGGUUCCUUUGUGAAUGUAAAUGACAUAUUAGUAGUGUUUUUAUCUUGUUUUUAAAAAUAGCUUCAGAACUUGAGGUUUUCAGAGCUUUGUAAGAAUUGCCUUAAUUUUGGAGCUUGCCAUUUAGGUUGGGAUUGCCCAUUCCCGGCUGUCAGGGCAGCAGGCAGAUUUCCCAUCCUUAGCCUGUGGGCAGCAUCUCCAGCCACUGUUCUUCUGCCCCAAGGCAUGGCCCACCUGCCCUUUACUGUCACCUCCUCCCACCACACACAGGCUCUCAAAGAUAAGAACAGGAAAUAAAAUCCAAUCGUAAAUGCUUUAAGUGACCAUCUUCCCAAAAUUUUCAAGGAGGCCCUCAUUUUCGGACCAUCUUAGCUAAGUUGACUCAGAACAUCAUUUUCUUGUUCGUGAUCUCACUGGGUGUACGGCUUCUUCUCUGUAGUCUUGAAGGUGCGUAGGCUUGGUGCCUGUCCAGGGGCCCAAUUAUUUCAGAAGGAUGAGUUUCAUUCCUGAGAUUUCUCUGGUGGAUGGAGCCUACCUCAGGGCCUUUCCCUACAGAUUUGGGAUACCACUUAAGUGGCUGCUCGAUAGGCAAAGGCCGGCGUGUACAGCCCCAGUGGUCCCCUCCUGCUGGGACCCAGCCCUGCAGACUCCACCUUUACAACAGCCUCACCAGGAACAAGGAAGUGUUCAUUCCUCAAGAUGGGAAAAAGGUGACGUGGUAUUGCUGUGGGCCAACCGUCUAUGACGCAUCUCACAUGGGGCACGCCAGGUCCUACAUCUCUUUUGAUAUCUUGAGAAGAGUGUUGAAGGAUUACUUCAAAUUUGAUGUCUUUUAUUGCAUGAACAUUACGGAUAUUGAUGACAAGAUCAUCAGGAGGGCCCGGCAGAACCACCUGUUCCAGCAGUAUCGGGAGAAGAGGCCUGAAGCGGCACAGCUCCUGGAGGAUGUUCGGGCCGCCCUGACGCCAUUUUUGGUAAAAUUAAAUGAGACCACAGAUGCCGAUAAAAAGCAGAUGCUUGAACGGAUUCAGCACGCAGUGCAGCUUGCCACAGAACCACUUGAGAAGGCUGUGCAGUCCAGACUCACGGGAGAGGAAGUCACCAGCCAUGUGGAGGCCUUGCUCGAAGAGGCCAAGGAUUUGCUCUCCGACUGGCUGGAUUCUACACUCGGCAGGGACGUGACUGACAAUUCCAUCUUCUCCGAACUGCCCAAGUUCUGGGAGGGGGAGUUCCACAGAGACAUGGAAGCUCUGAACGUGCUCCCUCCAGAUGUCUUAACCCGGGUUAGUGAGUAUGUGCCGGAGAUCGUGGACUUUGUCCAGAAGAUUGUGGACAAUGGUUACGGCUAUGUCUCCAAUGGGUCUGUCUACUUUGAUACAGUGAAGUUCGCUUCUAGCGAGAAGCAUUCCUAUGGGAAGCUGGUGCCCGAGGCCGUUGGAGAUCAGAAAGCGCUUCAGGAAGGGGAAGGUGACCUGAGCAUCUCUGCAGACCGCCUGAGUGAGAAGCGCUCUCCCAAUGACUUUGCCCUGUGGAAGGCCUCUAAGCCCGGAGAACCAUCGUGGCCAUGCCCUUGGGGAAAGGGUCGUCCAGGCUGGCAUAUCGAGUGCUCGGCCAUGGCAGGCACCCUCCUAGGGGCUUCGAUGGACAUUCAUGGAGGUGGGUUCGACCUCCGGUUCCCUCACCAUGACAACGAGCUGGCGCAGUCGGAGGCCUACUUUGAAAACGACUGCUGGGUCAGGUACUUUCUGCACACAGGCCACCUGACCAUCGCAGGCUGCAAAAUGUCCAAGUCACUAAAAAACUUCAUCACCAUUAAAGAUGCCUUGAAAAAGCAUUCAGCACGGCAGUUGCGGCUGGCCUUCCUCAUGCACUCCUGGAAGGACACCCUGGACUACUCCAGCAACACCAUGGAGUCAGCGCUUCAGUAUGAGAAGUUCUUGAACGAGUUUUUCCUAAAUGUGAAAGACAUCCUUCGAGCUCCUGUUGAUGUCACUGGUCAGUUUGAAAAGUGGGGAGAAGAAGAAGCAGAACUGAAUAAGAACUUUUAUGACAAGAAGACUGAAAUUCACAAAGCCCUCUGUGACAACGUUGACACCCGCACGGUCAUGGAAGAGAUGCGGGCCUUGGUCAGUCAGUGCAACCUCUAUAUGGCAGCCCAGAAAGCUGUGAGGAGAAGGCCCAGCCGGGCUCUGCUGGAGAACAUCGCCCUGUACCUCACCCAUAUGCUGAAGAUCUUUGGGGCCAUAGAAGAGGAGAGCUCCCUGGGAUUCCCAGUCGGAGGGCCUGGAACCAGCCUCAGUCUCGAGUCCACAGUUAUGCCCUACCUUCAGGUGUUAUCGGAAUUCCGAGAAGGAGUGCGGAAGAUUGCCCGAGAGCAAAAAGUUCCUGAGGUUCUGCAGCUGAGCGAUGCCCUGCGGGACGACAUCCUGCCUGAGCUUGGGGUGCGGUUUGAAGACCACGAAGGACUACCCACGGUGGUGAAGCUGGUAGACAGAAACACCUUGUUAAAAGAAAGAGAAGAAAAGAGACGGGUUGAAGAGGAGAAGAGGAAGAAGAAAGAGGAGGCGGCCCGGAGGAAACAGGAACAAGAAGCGGCAAAGCUGGCCAAGAUGAAGAUUCCCCCCAGUGAGAUGUUCUUGUCAGAAACCGACAAAUACUCCAAGUUUGAUGAAAAUGUAAGCAUGGUCUGCCCACACACGACAUGGAGGGCAAAGAGCUCAGCAGAGGCCAAGCCAAGAAGCUGA